AUGUCUCAGAAAUUAAAAGAAAGGGCUAAGCAGAAGAAGGAAGAUAUAGAAUCUGUUAAGAAAUGGAGGAAGCAGAUGCGGCUUUUGACUUUGAUGAUGGAAAAGUAUUUUAGAGGUUGGUACGUGCAUAGUUUGGUUGGCUGUUUAACAGAUAUCGGGUAUGGUUGGGCUCGGAUACAAUUGAACGAGUCAAAUAAGAAAAGACCACGAGUGGCUCUAGGGGAUACGUCAGGAGGAAAGGCAAGUCAGGCGAUUGGUAAAGGAAAGAAACAAAAGAAAAGAGAUAUUAAGAAUUCCAAAGUUGGUUUUGGAGGCAAGAAGGGGUUGAAAAAGCAGAAUACUGCUAACACCACCAAUGACUACAGUAAAUUCAAGAAGCGUCUUGUCUCCGAAAACAAGAGAAAGAGGUAA
Molecule: messenger RNA, 411 nt
Organism: Sphenostylis stenocarpa
Lineage: Eukaryota; Viridiplantae; Streptophyta; Magnoliopsida; Fabales; Fabaceae
Source: the annotation of a GenBank genome assembly